Ziziphus jujuba (common jujube) is the source of this 2338-nucleotide messenger RNA. RefSeq lists its product as uncharacterized. Gene Ontology annotation, molecular function: zinc ion binding; nucleic acid binding. The transcript has 2 exons. The coding region runs from base 1 to 2331 and encodes 776 amino acids. NCBI's taxonomy places the organism in Eukaryota, Viridiplantae, Streptophyta, Magnoliopsida, Rosales, Rhamnaceae. The record is from RefSeq and is a predicted model, not a curated record.
AUGACUACGAGAUCUGGAAAGAGUUUUAGAGGUAAAAUAACUGACAAUCAAUUUGAAGAAUUAUUUAUUCGUAUGGUCGAACAAGUGGAGUCUCUUAAUGUUCGGGUUGGUAAUAUUGAAGCCCAAAUAUCUCAACCUUGCAGUUCUUCAACCAACAAUGAACAAGAGGAGAAUCCUGAAGCCAAUGAUGAUAAAAGUCAAGAGAAGCUGCCAGCAAAGACAAUUGCUCCAGUGCCUUUCCCUACAGCCCAACAGACACCUAAUUGGGUGAGAGAUAUAUUGCAAUCAACACAAGGACAUCACAAUACUUUUGAUGACAUCACAAAGAGGGUAAAGAUUGAAGUACCAAAUUUUGAAGGCAAAGUAAAUCCAACUGAGUUUGCUGAUUGGCUUUCUUCCAUUGAAGAAUAUUUUGAUUGGUAUGAUCUGGAUGAUGAUCAGAGAGUAAGGUUCGCUAAGAUGAAGCUAGUAGGUCUUGCCAAAAUUUGGUGGAUGGGUGUUGAAGGAAAUUUAAGGAGAAUGGGAUCACCACCCAUUGGUACUUGGCAAGAGAUGAAAGCUAAGCUUAGGGAAAAAUACAUGCCUACCAAUUACUAUGAUAAAUUAUGUGAGCAAGCAAUCAACUUGAAGCAAGAUCCAAGGCAAAGAUUAUCAAGAUUUAAAUCUGGUUUGAGGUCCGACAUUAGGAGGGAGCUACUAAGACAACCUAUCUACGGCUUAGAGCAAGCUUUUCAAGUUUCUUUGGAUUUGGAGGAGUAUCUUGGAAGUUUCAAAAGACCUAAUAUAAAACACAGCAACAGAGUUAUAGCAAAUCAGCCUUCAAAACAACCUAUGAAGGCCAAGGUACCUUUUCCUAAUGCUUCUGAACUUAGAGGAAAAGGCAACCAAUGUUUCAAAUGUGGACAGCCUGGUCAUAUGGCAUAUAAUUGUCCUAAAAGAAACCUACAUCUUGAUGUAGAACAUCAUGAAGAACCUGAUCAACGAAGAGAGGAAGAUGAAGACAAUUUCAACUAUGAAGUUUAUAAUUAUGAUGACUUGGAAGAAGAUGAAGUAGAUACUUCAUUAAAUGCUAUUGUUAGACGUAUCCUUUCAAUUCCGAAAGAUGAGAAGGAAGAUUGGAAACGCACCUCUAUUUUUCAAAUGUUGGUUCGUUGUGAAAAUCAAGCACAAAAACUUAUCAUUGAUGGUGGUAGUAGUAUGAAUGUUGUUUCGGCAUCUAUGGUAGGACGAUUAAAACUUCCUAUUGAACCGCAUCCACAUCCAUAUAAAGUAGCAUGGAUUGACAGUACUUCAAUUCCAGUAACCCAACGCUGUCUAGUUUCUUUUUCAUGUAGGGUUUACAAUGACUCAAUUUGGUGUGAUGUGAUUCCGAUGAAAGUAACACAUAUUCUUCUUGGUCGUCCUUGGCUUUAUGAUAGAGAUGUGUUUCACUGUGGGAGAGAAAAUAUCUACUCUUUCAUGUUCAAAGAUAGGAAGGUUGUGUUGAAGCCUAUGACGGUAGCUGAGAUGGAUAAAUAUAAGGUGGAAAAACCAAGUAAGGUUUCUAAUAAUCCACAAAAGUCUCUACAUAUUCUUACUAAGAAGAAUUUUGAGAGAGAAAGUAAAAAAAAUGGAGUUAUAUAUGCUGUUCUAGCAAAGGAAACAAAGAAGGAAACAGCAACCAGCAAGCAAACGUUUCCAGUAGAGAUUCAGAAGUUGCUGUCUGAUUUUUCAGAUUUGGUUCCGGAAGAAUUUCCAAGUGAAUUACCUCCUUUACGUAACAUUCAGCAUGCCAUAGACCUUGUACCAGGAGCUCAAUUACCUAAUCUUCCAGCAUAUCUUAUGAAUCCUAGCGAGCAUGCAGAGCUUAAGAGGCAAGUGGAGGAGUUGCUGUCCAAGGGAUUCAUCCGUGAGAGUUUAAGUGCUUGUGCUGUUCCUGCUUUGCUUACACCCAAGAAAGAUGGGAGUUGGCAAAUGUGUGUUGAUAGUCGUGCGAUUAACAAGAUUACAAUCCAAUAUCGCUUCCCUAUCCCUCGAUUUGAUGACAUGUUGGACAUGAUGGCUGGUUCGUGUAUAUUUUCAAAAUUGGAUCUAAAAAGUGAAUAUCACCAAAUUCGUCUAAGGCCCGGAGAUGAGUGGAAAACAGCUUUCAAAACAAAGGAUGGUCUUUAUGAAUGGCUGGUAAUGCCAUUUGGUCUUUCAAAUGCUCCAAGUACAUUUAUGAGGUUUAUGAAUCAAAUUCUACAGCCAUUCUUUGGUAAAUUUUUGAUAGUAUAUUUUGAUGAUAUAUUGAUAUAUAGCAAGAGCAAGGAAGAAUACAGGUUUGUAUAUGCCUCUUCCCAUACCUCAUGAGCCAUGG